AUGGAACUCACCUGGAGAGAAAACUUCGACUCCGUGGAGAUAAGGCUGAAAAAGGAAGGGGGCGGCGAAAAUGAGCUGCGCCUAGAAAGUGAACAGCGCCGCGAAACCGAGCAGCCCCGCGAACGCGUCUUCUCCGAUGUCAGCUGCUUAGAAGACCUGUGCUUCUACGACGAACACCUGGUGGAAGUGGAAAACGCAAAGGACCUGCUCAUUUCAGACACGUACAUCAAAAUAAGCCACAAAAAUAAAAUGGUGAACAUCGAUCUGUAUGACAAAAUAAGCAUGCUGAAGGAGCACAUACAAGUUAGAGAAAGCACUAACUUUUUCACCCUAAAUUUGAAGAAAAAAGAGAGCAAAUUAUGGGGGCAUUUAAAUUACUUCAAUGUUUUCCUCAUGUACAAAAAUGCCACAUACCCAAAUUUGAUAAAGUGCUCAAAGGAAGAAAAGAACAUAUUAAUUGCUCAGGAGCAGAAAUUCAAAUCGAUGAUUAAUGAAAGAAGAAUCAACAGUUUAGACGAUUUAAAGAAAAUUCUCAAGAGAGAUAAAAACUCGCGAGACGACUUUGUCAAGAAGCUGCAAGAUGAUGCGCAAAGGAUACAGUCCCAGCUGGAGGAACAAAAAAAUGAGCUGCUGCAAAACCAGAAGGAAGAAAUCCGCAAAAGAGCGAUCGAUUCGAUAUACCAAAAUUGUGACGAAGGCGAAACGGAUAAACUGGAACAGCACAAUGAGGUAGACACGGCAAAUCGCGCACAUCGAAAUGUUGAUAACUCUAGUGAGCUGCCCAUCUCUGAAGAAAAGACAUCAAAUGAUAUGGACAGCCAAGUGGAAGAACUGAUCCGAGAGAACACGGGAAGUAACGACCAAUUGGUAGUACCCCGAUCCGACGUGGUUGAGAAAAACGAGCCUAAACUUCUGCUCCUCCAAGAUCGAGCAACGCACAAUAGGGUCAUCGAAUUGAAGUUUACCCAAAUGAAGAGGAACGAGCUGCCUGCAAGAGAGUCCAGAAUGAUGAAGCAGAAGCUGCCGAGCUGCACGUCCACCAAAAACUUCUUCCUCAUCGUUUUGAUAGAAAAGGCGAAGAAGCUCUACUUCAGGAAUUCCGACUUUGUCAGCUGCUUGGAGACGCUCAAAUCCGUGUCCUCCUACCUGCUCAGGGGGCACGAACUCAUUAAGGAGGAACACAUAAAGGUGCUGAACAACUGCUCCCUCCUCCACCUGCUGGCGAACAACUUGGAAGAAUGCAUCCGCGCAUGUGACAGCUGUUUGCUCAUCAUAAAGGAAGAAAUCAAAUACUACAAUGUGCAGGACGCCAUUUUUGAGGAAAACGCACCAAUGGAGGGAAGCAGCAGUUGUGUGAAUACAUUAAGCACGUUAGAAGAAAUAAAGUCACAAAACUACGUUCACUAUAUGUACAGCAUCUACAUAAUUGUCAGUGCCAGAAAAGCACUCGCGUUGAUUAAACAGGGGGGAGAGACCCAGUUAGAAAAUGUGGAAAAAAUUUACCUCUCAAUUGAAGAUAUAAGAAGAUAUGUACCAUGCCACAUUUUUGAGGACUUCCAAACGGGAAUUACCAACUUGAGGCUUUUUACCACUCUGCUGAGUCAAGUACGAGCCCUCAACAUGGAAAUCAUUACACACACUGACCAAGUAAAGCACAGACUAGAAAUAAUCAACACACAUAUGGUGGGGAAAUAUCUACAACGAGACAUUCCUUUCUGUUUCUGCUUCGCCAUGAUUAGAUCCUUCAGUCUAAGGAGCCUCAACCGGUACUACGAAAACGUUGUGAAUAUCAUGCUGUGCAUUUUUGUCUUCAUAGAAAAACAACAGGAAAUUUAUUUGCACCUCAAUAAUGCAGAACAUUGUGCAGCUUCCAGUUUUACUCUCCUUCACGUGUACCAGUUUGUUCUUCUCAUUAGAAAUGAAAGCAGUUUUUGUGACAAAAUGGGCGAAAUGGAGACCCUGCAUGUAGACUCGUUGGAAUGCCCCCAAAUGAGAGACCAAAUUAUGGACAUUUUGACCACCCACUUGGUGGGAGGAUACACAGACUUGGAUUUCAUUCUUCAGAAUAAUCUCUGCUUGCGGGGGAUCCUCUGCUCCAUUCGUCGCGAUCACGCUGGUGCACUCGAAGGGGAGACGCUGCAGAAUCGGUUAGAAAGGGCUCAGCAGGAAGAUGAACCCUCAAUUGAACAGCAGCGAACGAAUGAAGGCCAAACGAACGAGCUGCUCUUCCCCCUUAGAGACAUCCUCCUACAGAACAUCCCCUACAAAAUGAAGAAGAGCGAAAAAAUCGUCAAACAUUUCUGCAGAGCAAAUACACACACGUACCAUGUGAAGGUCGAACUGUUUGGAAGUGCAACGGAGUACCUCAACGUGAAGCAAAAAUGUGAGUUCCUCAAAAUAGAGAUGGUCACCAAAAUGAUAAAGUCCAUGUGCUAUACGCUAAACAUAGUACAAAAAGUGCACAAGGAAAAUGAAAAAGAAAAGACGCAACUGAAGAGAGUUAUCUACACCUUGCUAGCUGAUUUAUCGUGGAGCAUCCAGAAUAUGAAUCCCUCCUGCGGCGAAACGGAAAAUGUAGUUAGUCUCCUGCUUCUCUACUUUUGCUUUUCCUUUAUUUAUAACUAUCCCAAGAAUGAGUUCAUCAUCGACACGCAUUACAAAAGAGUCCACGAGGAAGAGACCCAUUCGAAGUACCUCUCCCUGAAUGAUGCCCCACAAGAGGGCAAAACUCUUUCCAAAGACAAGUUAAAAAGCAUACUAGAGAAAACGUUCCUAUAUAAGUUCUUCUUAGACUACAAAAAAUAUGUUGAUUUGAAAAAAAAAAAAAAAAAAAAAAAAUCUCCAAUUUCUGUAGAAUUCACAUCACAACAUGAUCCUGAGCAUAACGCCAUGCUGCAAAGAAUUGCCUAUUUGAUCAAAACAAUUAAAAAAGAAUCAAAAGCGAAGGCAAAAAUGAAUAGCCACUACCCAAUAAUAACACUAAUCAACAACAAACAUAUGCAGGAGUUACACCAGUUUGCUUCAUUCCUAGAGAAAAAAUCUUUCCAUUUGGAGUCUAUCAGAUGCAGCAUUUUGCUCCUAAGUUCUCAUUACUACUCCCCGUGCCUGUCCAAUUUUAGCCUUCCCUACAUAGGCGCUCUGCGCUCUAUUUUUGCCUCAUCCUUUUUCGAAACAAAUGCGCAAAGACAAGUUACGCCAAAUAACAGCCUCACGAUCGCAUCAAAGAAAAAUUUGCAGAAAAGUGUAUCCCAUUUUACCGAUGCAGCGUCGCUCACGUUUAAAAAUGCAAAACGAGCCCACUUUUUACAGUCGCUUCAAGAUGGUGACGUGCCAAAAGCCUUAGCGCCUUACGUUCGAGCUGUCCUACGUAGACUUAAGAGGGUUAAAAUAAUUCGAACCAUUUCUACCUCUCUACAUCGCAUGCACGCGGAUGGAAGCAUUCGAACAAACAUUCGGGAAGUCCUGCUAAUCUAUUUGGACAACCUCUCCGUUGACUUCCACAUUUUGAACCGCGUCUUCCAGUUCUGCCGCGAACAGGACGCAUCUCCCCCCUUGCUCCUUAGCGAGAAAGCGAAAGAAAACCUCAGCAAUUUUAGCGACAUUUCCAGUUGCGCCAAACCGAGAGAGCCACUUCCAAACUGUGAGGAAUAUAAGCUUGUGCUUAAUCACUACUACAAGAAAUUUUUAAAAACAAAAAUUUCCCUUUUAAGUCGUGAAUGUACUCUCUGCCUGUGA
Messenger RNA from Plasmodium vivax (malaria parasite P. vivax), 3735 nucleotides. RefSeq lists its product as hypothetical. The transcript is spliced from 4 exons. The coding region runs from base 1 to 3735 and encodes 1244 amino acids. The record is from RefSeq and is a predicted model, not a curated record. NCBI's taxonomy places the organism in Eukaryota, Apicomplexa, Aconoidasida, Haemosporida, Plasmodiidae.